Molecule: messenger RNA, 2779 nt
Organism: Eufriesea mexicana
Lineage: Eukaryota; Metazoa; Arthropoda; Insecta; Hymenoptera; Apidae
Product: zinc finger protein 260
Exons: 7
Coding region: 401-2671 (756 amino acids)
Biological process (GO): regulation of DNA-templated transcription
Molecular function (GO): DNA-binding transcription factor activity, RNA polymerase II-specific; RNA polymerase II cis-regulatory region sequence-specific DNA binding
Source: RefSeq, a predicted model, not a curated record
UCACUUAUCACAUCCCUAACUUCAUGAUUGUUGUGUGCGGCAUUUGUUUGCGCUGAAGUUCGUCUCUAAUGAGUUUUGUUAUCGCUGUUAUUAUAAGAAAGAGAUGCUGUUUAUUUUUAUGUAAUAUAAUUGAGCAUAACUAAGUAGAUAUUUUAUGGAAAAUCAAGUCUCCAGGAGAAACAAUAUGAUACUGUUGUGUAUCUGGACACAUUUAAACAAUUUUACUGAUUUUUGUGAUUCAUCGUCAGGUUAGGUUCUUAAUAGGCGGCCGGCUUUGUUUUUAAAUUAAAGUUAGGGUAGGUGAACGUAAAAAAUUCAGUUAAGUUGAUAAAAAGGGUGGAGGGUCAGGUUAAGGUCAACAGAGAUCCUCUACGAGGUCAACACCAAAACGAAAGAAAUAAUGGGCUCGUUGAAUCUCGUUUGCCCAAUGUGUUGUGGUGAAACGUUUAACAAUCCACAAUCAUUAAAGUAUCAUUUAUUAAGCAUGACGGACAAUCUAUACUGUCCUGGUUGUUCACAGCGAUCUGACUCAGUGAUGGCACUCAUUCAACACUUAGAUCGAUGUGGUCAGAGUAUUGAAUCAGAUACACCUUGUGAGUUAAAGCAUGUGCCUAAACAGGAGACUCCGGAGGAAUCUCAGCCAGAUACAGAGGUGCUAAUGGAUACAAAUGUUGAAGGGAUAGAUCAAAGUUUUCUAGCAACUGUAAAUGACAGUGGAAUUAUGAUAGUGGAUGGGCCUCAAACUAUACAAGUUGAUGAAAAUGGAGACAUUAAAGUCGUAGAGAAGUUGGAAACUGAAGAGACACAAAUGGAGCAAAAUUCUUUGGAAUUUAAGAUGACAGAAAAAGUUCCUAAUAUUGUUAAUAAAGCAGAAGAGAAACCUUUAUCUCAGGAUCAACUAGUAACAAUUUCAACUACUUCAGAGGCAGAUAAUAAAAAUAGAAAUAAAAAUGUAAUUACAAUUUUACCCGAUGGCUCAGAGUUACUUGAUGGAGGUACUGAUGCUCUGAUAAACAUGGAACAUAUAAAUGAUGUUGGUGAAUUAGAUGAAGAUGGACUUUUACAUGUUAAACAAGAACUCUGUGAGAUUGAACCAGAAGCAGUUUAUAGUUGUACUAGUUGUGACAUGAGCUUUAAUUCUGUCGUGGAACAUAUAAAACAGUUUCAUGAUGGACAAGAAGUUUUACUUGAAAUAGCUGAUCAAUUAGAUGAUAUACCUACUGUACCUGCAACUAACACCCUGCCUUCAGAAUCAGGAAAUGUAGUCAAUACUAGGCAAAGACAAAGUAUGAAUACCCUUCGCACAGAAGAAUGUGUAGAUAGUGAGGGAAGGUUAUAUACAAGAAAAGUAGUACAAAUAGAAAGAUUCUGGGAUAGAACACCAGCACAAUCGUCACUCCAAUCUACUAAAGCACCAAUGAUUGAAAAGUUUUUUUCCAAUGUAGAAGGAGUAAAAGUACGAGAAAAAAGAUUAGCUGCAACACCAAUGAGAAUGUACAGAUGUAAUCAGUGCCUUCAGCAAUUUUCCAAAUUAGGAAACUUCCGAGUGCAUGCAUGUCUUCAUGGUAAUAAUCGUUGUGAUAGUUGUGAUCAAACUUUCGCAACACCUAAAGCGUUACAAUUACACGCAAAAGUGCAUGAAGGUGAACCCGAUCCAAAUCAAAAAACAUUCAUAUGUGAAACUUGUGGUACAGAAUUUUGUUCGCAUAAAAGUUUGCGUUUGCAUUCACGAAUGCACGCACCAAUCAGAGCAAGGCACGUUGAUGCACCUGAGGGAACACCUAGUGCAACAUUUACAUGUCCUGAAUGUGGUAAGACAUUAGCAGAAUCAUACAAAGAAGCACACAUGGCCUUACAUUCUGGUGACUCUGUAACUUGUACAGUCUGUAAUAGGAAAUUCGAUUCUGCUGAUAGUUUAGCAAUGCAUGCUGCAGUACAUACAGAACUAAGUCAACCACAUUCACCUACACUACCUUCUACUGAGACAGCUACAACUGCUGAACUUGCAGAAAAUCAAAAGCCUUAUCAGUGUCAACAUUGUGGCCGAAGAUUUACAAGACCACACGAGAAAGUAAAACACGAACGUAUUCACACCGGAGAAAAGCCACAUGCAUGUGAAGUUUGCGGUAAAACGUUUCGUGUAUCUUAUUGUUUGACUUUGCACAUGAGGACUCAUACUGGUGUUAGACCAUACGGAUGCCAACAUUGUGGUAAAAGAUUCAAGGCGUCAUCUGUAUACAAUCAUCAUUUACUUACACAUGGAGAAGAACGUGCUUACACGUGUCCUUAUUGUCCAAAAACUUUUAAAACACGUGUCCAAUUAGCGGGACACAAAAACAGUCACACUAAACCAUUUCGGUGCACUGAGUGUUCUCGUCCCUUCGCUUCCUUGUAUGCCGCGCGUGCUCACAUACAAACUCAUAAAAAAGACAAUAAUUUAAAAUUCAGUUGUUAUAUUUGUGGUGCAUCUUAUGGAAGAGCAUUUGCACUGAAAGAUCAUUUGAAACAACAUGGUCAAGAUGUACUGGCUCCUCCAGAACCAGCUAGAGAAGAAGAAAUUCACGAAGGAGAAGAUUUUUUGCUUGCUGAAGAAGAGGUUGAAGAUGAUGAACUAGUUAUUCCAUCACCGUUACCCAUCACACAGUCAUCAGAAGCUGAUGACACAGAAUGAAACUAUAAAAACUAGUCAGAUGUUUGUUAUAAAUUGUAGUUUAAUAAUGUUCAAUAUAACAGAAAAAGAUGACAGAUGAAUCCCUAUUUUACGUAAUAUUUAAGGACU